This is a messenger RNA of Pungitius pungitius (ninespine stickleback), 1228 nucleotides long. Its product is annotated as jouberin. The record is from RefSeq and is a predicted model, not a curated record. Bases 21 to 623 code for a protein of 200 amino acids. Lineage: Eukaryota; Metazoa; Chordata; Actinopteri; Perciformes; Gasterosteidae. The transcript has 5 exons. Gene Ontology annotation, molecular function: protein binding.
UGAGAGGGUGAGGCAGCAGCAUGCAGCAGCAGAUCUUCAGGCAGAGCGACGAGCACUUUGAGGUCUACACCACCAUCUUCUCUCCUCAAGUGUGCAGGUCUGGGACAAGGACCGGGAUCAGGGACAGGACAAGCACCGGGAUUGGGUCCAGGUCCCGGUCCAGAGAUGUGGAGGCAGAGAAGAUGGUGGUGGCGACGCAGCACCGGUCCAGCUGGAAGAAGGAGCUGGACCUGAACCAGGGAGACCUGAUCCAGGUCCUGUUUAAGGAGGACGAGGCCUGGUGGUUUGGACGGCGGAGCGACGGGAAGGAGGGUUUUUUUCCUGCAGCCUGCGUGGAGCCGCUCCAGGGCGGAGAAUCUUCUGGAGCUCUGCCCAUGUUGUUGAAGCGGGGUUCGGUACCAGUGGCCUCAAUGACAGAAGCGCCCCCCAGUGGUAGAACUAGCAUUCAGAGGCUGCUGAGGAGAACCAGCCUCCGACUUGAUGGAAACCUGGCGACGGCUCCUCAGGGCUCCCCGAGCCUCCUUCACCGCGUCUUGGCCAGGUCCAGGAGGAAGAGUUGUCCCCACCUUCCACACUCUGCUCCGGACACCGGCUCCAUCAACACCACCUUCCAGCUGGACUAAGAGGAAGACCUGGCCGAGCUCUCAGUACUUCUGUUACUACCAAAGGGGCUGAGCGGAUGGACGCGCUCCGAAGGUCAUGUCUGACGUCAGGCAAGGAGUCUCAUGUAUAUAUAUUUUUUGAGGUCAUAAAACUGAUUUAUUUGCUUGUCAAUCUAAAACAAAUCACUUCUAUUUGCAUCAUCUUAUUUCAUUGUCUUUGCCUGAGAGACGAGAGACUGUUGUGAAUUAUCCUAGAGAAGUAGCCACUCAGAUCGUAUAGUACAGGUAGACGCCAAUGGGGGUAAGUCACAACUGAGGGGGCAAACGUGAGAAAAACGCUUAGGAAAUACGUUGAGGGACGUGUGCACGUAAUUAGGAGAGAACCCGGGCAAUUUUAAAAAUAAAAGAUAUAUAUACAUACAUAUAUACAUUCUUUCUGUGUCGGCCCGCUGGUUGGGGACCUAUAGACGACUAUCAGGAGGAUCUUAUGGAGGACGACCACAUCGAUGAUGACGACGCUGAUGGUUGAAAUGAUUCCUCAGACAAUCACAUGGAUUUAGAACCUCUAUAUGAUGAAUAUAACGUGUUAUCGUUACUUAAUAGAAAAUAAAAAUCCCACAAGUGUU